AUGUGGCUGUCUGCGUGCGUAUUAUUGCAGCGUAUUAAUGCCCUCAUUUAUGCUUGUGAUCGUGAUGGUGAGCGUGAUGGCCUCCACUGUGGGUUGACGAAUUGUGCCUGCGUUCGUCACUGGCACUGUGACUGUGACUUUCGUGACUCUCGACUGAGUGGCUCUCCGAAGUGUGAUGGCUGGCCAAGGAGAAGCUCACCAUGA
Molecule: messenger RNA, 204 nt
Organism: Nezara viridula (southern green stink bug)
Lineage: Eukaryota; Metazoa; Arthropoda; Insecta; Hemiptera; Pentatomidae
Source: the annotation of a GenBank genome assembly